GUCAACUCAACUAAAGCCGGGAAGAGAGAAGAAACGAAAAUGGCGCUGGGAGAGAGAGGAGGAUGGGACAAGAGCGAGUCCCGGUACUGCGGGGUCGAGACCGAGUACGACGAAGAUGUCCCCAGCCUUUUGUCUUCCAACCUUAACUCCGGCGGCUUCGAUUUCGUUGUUGCUCCCUUGAUGGAUCCCAAUUACAGACCUAGUUUGGUGGAAGAAACCAGUUCUGAAUCUCGUGCUCUGCCAUUUGCUGGGUCAGACCUAAUUUUAAGCCCUUCUCAGUGGAGUAGUCAUGUUGUGGGAAAAAUUAGUUCUUGGAUUGACUUAGAUUCAGAGGAUGAUACUCUUCGAAGGGAUUCUGAAAUCACUUUGAAACAAGAAAUAGCCUGGGCUACUCAUCUCUCCAUCCAGGCAUGCCUUCUUCCUUCUCCCAAGGGAACAAGAUGUGCUAAUUAUGCUAGAUGUGUAAAUCAGAUAUUGCAAGGCCUAAGCAACAUGCAGCUAUGGCUUAGGAUUCCGUUGGUGAAGGCUGAUGAUGAAUCUAUGGGUGAAAAUUUGGAUGAUUUGAAUGAUUCUUGGGAACUCUGGAAUUCAUUUCGACUUCUCUGUGAACACCACAGUCAGUUAUCAGUUGCCCUUGAUGUUCUGAGCACACUGCCAUCAGUAAAUUCAAUUGGGCGAUGGCUUGGAGAGUCUGUCCGUGCUGCGAUAGUACAUACUGAUUGUUUCCUAACAAAUGCAAAGGGUUAUCCUUGUCUUUCAAGACGGCAUCAGAAGAUUAUUACUGGGCUCUUUAACCAUUCUGUACAGGUGGUUCUUUCUGGAAAACCUCUUCACCAUCUCCCUGGAGCAAGUUCACCUGUCAGUCAUGUUGAUAAUAAUGUGAAUGACAUGCAGAGACAUCCUCUCAGGUUGUAUUUGGAUUAUGUGGGUUAUCUCUACCAGAAAAUGGAGCCACUUUCUGAACAAGAACGUGUUGAGCUUGGUUAUAGGGACUUUUUACAGGCUCCAUUGCAACCUCUCAUGGACAAUCUGGAGGCUCAGACCUAUGAGACGUUUGAGAAAGACUCGGUCAAAUACAUCCAGUACCAAAGGGCAAUCUGUAAAGCAUUGCUGGACAGGGUCUGUGAUGAGGAUGCAUCAACAAUAACCACUGUACUGAUGGUUGUAGGAGCAGGACGAGGGCCUCUUGUGAGGGCAGCCUUGCAGGCAGCUGAAGAAACUGGAAGGAAGCUAAAAGUCUACGCUGUGGAGAAAAAUCCAAAUGCAGUUGUCACGCUCCAUAGCCUGGUUAAACUGGAGGGCUGGGAAAACAUUGUUUCCAUAGUUUCUUGUGAUAUGCGUUGUUGGAAUGCUCCUGAAGAAGCUGACAUACUGGUUAGUGAGCUGUUGGGUUCUUUUGGCGAUAAUGAAUUGUCUCCUGAAUGCCUUGAUGGGGCCCAAAGGUUUUUGAAGCAAGAUGGGAUCUCAAUACCUUCUUCGUACACAAGUUUCAUCCAACCAAUAACUGCUUCAAAGCUAUAUAAUGAUGUCAAGUCCCAUAAGGAUCUUGUUCACUUUGAAACUGCUUACGUUGUCAAACUGCACAAUAUUGCUAAGCUGUCUCCCUCCCAACCUGUCUUUACAUUUACUCAUCCAAAUUAUUCAAGUAAUAAAAGCAAUCAACGGUACAAAAAGUUGCUGUUUGAGAUACCGUCUGAUACAGGGUCAGCUAUGGUACAUGGAUUUGCUGGCUAUUUUGAUGCAACUCUCUAUAAAGAUGUACAUCUUGGUAUUGAACCAUCCAUGCCAACACCGAACAUGUUCAGCUGGUUUGCAAUAUUUUUCCCACUAAGGCAGCCAGUAUGUGUCAGAGCCGGGUCUCCUCUAGAAGUACAUUUUUGGCGUUGUUGCGGUCCUACCAAGGUUUGGUACGAAUGGUGCGUGAGUAGUCCCACCCCAUCCCCCAUUCACAACAGCAAUGGUCGUUCAUAUUGGGUAGGGCUUUAGAGGUUGGAGAGGGGAAAGAAGAUGUCAGGGUAGUUACUGAAGACAAAAAUCAAAUCAGCUGGAGCCUGGAUGGGAAAUUGAAGCUUUUAGAGAAGCUAAUUGAACGAUUAGUAACGUUUUUUGAAGGAGCUGCUACAUCAAGAUCCAUUGAUUGUAUUGUAAAAUGAUGAGUUAAGACGGGUUGUUCCGUGUUGUUUGUGUUGUGCCUCAUGUUUUACGGAAAUUCUUUGGAUGCUACCUUGUGAAACUAUAGGGGCUUGUUCGGUCAAAAAAAAAAAAGUACCUUUAAGGCUAAAUUGUGAACCUUGUGAAAGUUCAGAGGCCAGGCUAAGGAUUUUUCUUUCUUUAUUUAAGGGAAAACAGAGUACCUAUUACACCCUUAAACGGAGCACCCUGUUUGUUUGGAGAAUGGCACCCAAGUUGUGUGUAUAAAUCUACACGUCUAUCCACAAAACACGUUUAUAAACUCAACUAAAAUUU
Rubroshorea leprosula is the source of this 2466-nucleotide messenger RNA. The record is from the annotation of a GenBank genome assembly. NCBI's taxonomy places the organism in Eukaryota, Viridiplantae, Streptophyta, Magnoliopsida, Malvales, Dipterocarpaceae.